Molecule: messenger RNA, 924 nt
Organism: Vicugna pacos (alpaca)
Lineage: Eukaryota; Metazoa; Chordata; Mammalia; Artiodactyla; Camelidae
Source: RefSeq, a predicted model, not a curated record
AUGGGCAGUCUAAAAAGAGACAAUGUUUCUGAGGUGACUGAAUUCAUACUUGUUGGAUUUUCCCAACAGCCUCAAAUCCAGGCUGCCUUCUUCCUGGGACUGCUGUUUUUCUAUCUGGUCACAAUGUUUGGGAACAACCUUAUUGUUGUUGUGGUGAGAUGGGAUUCUCGACUUCACACCCCCAUGUAUUUUUUUCUCAGUAAUUUAUCCUUCCUUGAUAUCUGUUAUUCUACCAGCUGAGAGCCAUAUGUGUUGGCCCAGUGCUUCAGGGACUUCCCCACCAUUUCCUAUACCAGCUGUUAUGCCCAGAUGACCACAUCUCUCUUUCUAGGGAUGACAGAGUGUAUCUUCCUUGCUAUCAUGGUUAAUGACAGGUUUGUUGCAAUCUCCAAUCCCCUGCGUUACACCAUCAUUAUGAACAAUCGGGUUUGCAAACAGUUGGCCUUAGGAACCUGGGCCAGUGCCUUUUUAGUAGCAGUCACACCAAUCACUGCAAUCCCUGCUCGUUAUUGUGGGCACAAUACCAUCAACCAUUUCAUCUGUGAGAUCCAGGCCCUGCUGAAGCUUGUCAGUCUAAUUCUGGAUCUGAUUAUCAGUGUGUUUACACUGCCCCUGCCCUUCACCUUCAUCCUCAUCUCCUAUACUCACAUUGUGGUUGCCGUAGUGAAAAUCCACUCUGCAGAAGCCAGGCUCAAAGCUUUCUCCACCUGUGGAUCCCAUCUGACUGUGGUCACCAUAUUUUAUGGGACAGCCAUCUACAUGUACCUGAAACCUCAGUCAGAAGAAUAUCAAGAAGAAGACAAAGUCAUGUCAAUAUUUUAUGGAGCAGUUACUCCCAUGUUAAAUCCCCUCAUUUACACCCUGAGAAAUAAGGAUGUAAAAGUUGCACUUAGGAAGUUAGCUAAAGGAAAGGAAAAAUCCUAA